UGCAAAAGAAAACUCAAUGUCAAAACAUUUAUUGACAAAAUUCGAAAGCCAACAUCGGAAUUGGAAUUUUAUUUUCUAAUAAUUAAUAAUAGUGACGAUGUCGUUGGUGAAAUUAUUUUCGCUUACAUCUAGAGUGCGAGCUGCAAACGCUAGCAGCUCCCUCGUCCGAUAUGCUUCAAGUUCUGAGGGAAAAUCUGAGAAAGUGUACCCACCUAAGGAUCCUGGAUUUAUCUAUGUUAAUGCUGAGGAACAGGACAUGAGUUUCAAAGCUAUGACUGACAGAGCAGCCCAGACGAUCUUUUGGACGGAACUCGCCCGUGGCUUUGCUGUGACACUGGCUCAUCUUUUUAAGGAACCAGCAACAAUAAACUAUCCAUUUGAGAAGGGACCUCUGUCUCCGAGGUUCAGGGGCGAACAUGCUCUGCGUCGGUACCCAUCUGGUGAGGAGAGAUGCAUCGCCUGCAAGCUCUGCGAGGCUAUUUGCCCUGCACAGGCUAUAACAAUUGAAGCUGAGGAGCGUAAAGAUGGUUCCAGAAGGACCACCCGCUACGAUAUUGACAUGACCAAGUGUAUUUACUGUGGAUUUUGCCAGGAGGCAUGCCCAGUAGAUGCCAUAGUUGAGGGACCCAACUUUGAAUUCUCAACGGAAACCCACGAGGAACUGCUUUACAACAAGGAGAAGUUGCUAGCCAACGGAGACAAAUGGGAGAGUGAAAUCGCUUCCAACAUUAGAGCAGAUCAUCUGUACCGUUAGGCGAAAUCAUUUCUUAGAAUCAAUAUUUUAAAAUGAUCUUGGAGAAUCUGACCAACUGUUAAAAUAUCUGAAAAUCAAUUGUAAAUAUCCAUUCUCCAAAAUCAUCUUAAAAAUUAGUCAUUUUUAAUUUAUGUGAUAAAUAAACAGAAGUAAUAAUGUUAAA
This is a messenger RNA of Aricia agestis (brown argus), 917 nucleotides long. It is a transcript of the gene Ndufs8, whose product is annotated as NADH-ubiquinone oxidoreductase subunit 8. The transcript is spliced from 5 exons. Bases 98 to 754 code for a protein of 218 amino acids. Gene Ontology annotation, molecular function: 4 iron, 4 sulfur cluster binding; NADH dehydrogenase activity. Gene Ontology annotation, biological process: mitochondrial respiratory chain complex I assembly; mitochondrial electron transport, NADH to ubiquinone. Gene Ontology annotation, cellular component: membrane. Lineage: Eukaryota; Metazoa; Arthropoda; Insecta; Lepidoptera; Lycaenidae. The record is from RefSeq and is a predicted model, not a curated record.